Molecule: messenger RNA, 1310 nt
Organism: Cladocopium goreaui
Lineage: Eukaryota; Dinophyceae; Suessiales; Symbiodiniaceae
Source: the annotation of a GenBank genome assembly
GGCUCAGCAGUCUCAAGGUUUUAGUCGUAAAUCAUGGCGACAGUGCUCACUGCGUCGUUGUCAUUAAACAGAUCCGGCAAUGGCGACAUCUCUGUAGCAAUCAUGACGUCUUUCAGUGGCAAAGGUGUGUGUAGCUUCCAGCUGCCUGGUGGAACGUUGGGAGAUCUCCAGAGAGUCCUUUGUGAUCCGCAGGGGCCGAUGUUCUGGUGUUAUCCUUGGUCUCGCCUCCUUUUCUACACAGAAGACGAGCCAUUGAGGCCAUUGGACAUGAACCUGCAGCUGGAUGCUUUUGACUCGCUUGUGAUCAAGCCUGUCGAUAUGGAAGCAUGUCUUGAGAGGUAUCCACACGUUGGCAAAUUCCUGGAUGCUGUGCGCCGCAAUAAGUUUGACCCGCGGUCAGCAAAAUUUGAUGCGAUGUGGACAGCAAGAUCAGCACCUACAGUUCCUGCUGAUGAAGCUGAAGCCAUGGUUCAUGAAGUUCUGAGUGGAUGGCCCAUCCAUGCAGACAGUGAACUCCAUUUUGUUCGGAUCUUUGGGGAGCUGACUGCUUUGGGCGAGACAUGGAGUUUGCUCCACUUGGGACUGCUACAAAAUUAUGACCUGGGGCUCAGGAGGUUCAAGCACUGUGUUUCCAAUCAUUGGCUGGAGGUUGCUCGUGUUGCAGCCACUUCGGUGAUUACAGAAGCACCACCCAUCCUGCUCCUCAAGAGGGGGAGCAGUGGUUGCGUGAUUGGUUGUGGUGUCAUUGGCGAUGCCUUUCCAGACAACUUUGAUGCCAAAUUGACACAGUGUGGGCAUUUGGGUGUGUCUCCAAAUGUUCAUUGGAGAAACGUGUCACAUGUUUUGGUGUCACUGGACUGGAACCCACAAGAAGGCUUGGCAACCUUGGAACAUCUCCUGACCAAGAUUAAACAGGAGCCGUGUGAGUUUGCGGCGCUCGCACACCCUGAGGUCUCUAAGAUGGUCCACGUGCAGCUGCGCUUAUCAUUUUGCGGGAUUGCAGAAGUCAAAGGGCCUAUCAAUGAGACAUGCGUCAAGAUACUCGCGGAGCUGCUUGACUACAAGCUGGAGACCGUGAAGUUUCGGAGUGUGCAAGAAUUGCAGGUAGAGAUCGGCGAUUUCGAAGCCGAGGCGAAUUACCGUGGAACAUUGGUACUUGUGACAGAUAUUCCAGCUUCCGCAGGUAAAAUCUUGCGUGGGCCACAUCGCAUGGUCCUUUGCUACGGUGCUGAGUAAAAAGGCCUUAAAAGCCAGAAAAAAGCACCAGCCGUUGUCCAGUGCCAGAAAAUGGAGACCGUGUCAGGGCAAAA